GUGAUUAUCUAUGCUUAGAUUAACCUGAAAAAAAUCUAACCUAUGCUUUUUGAGUUUAAAAUCAGAAACCAGAAACAAACAAUACUAUUUUAAUUAAACGUUGGUUGAACCAUUGUUAAUAAGAUAUUCGUAAAAUAUAUUUUAAUUGCAAGUGAUAGAUUUAAAUUUAUAGGAAUAUAUCGACAUAUAAACUCACCAUGAGCAAUAUUGAGUGUAGAAGGUCUUCGAAAAAAAGAAAACGUAAUGAUGAUGAAGAAGAAGAGAUCGCUCUAGAGAAGCAGUAUGAGGAGCAUCAAAUAGCUCCUCCACCCAUAAAAUUUAGGAAUUUAUUGCCGAUUAAAACAAAGCAAGGAUUGGUACCACAACAAAUUGUGCAAGAAGAUGAGGAAUCUGAAAAAGAAGACGAUGAAGAGGAACAGGUUGUUGAAGAAAAUGAAACUGAUGAAGAAAAUGAUUGUGACAUCACUCUUGAAAGCCUUGCGGAAGAUGAAACAGAUCCAUCGAAACCGCUAUCUGCCGCAGAAUUAUUCUAUCAGAGAAAUAAAGCGCUCACUCAGCGAAAGCUGGAAAUAGGCGUUUUGAGUUCUCAAGUCUUGGAAAAUCCAGAAGAAAAAGUGACAAAUUUGAGGUUGCUGCUUAAGAUUAUGGAUGAACAGACGCCGGUGAUUUACAUAACGGUCAGAAAAUUGGUUAUUAUAUCUUUGCUAGAAAUAUUCAAGGAUAUAAUACCAGCUUACAGAAUAAGGACCCACAAAGAUGAGGGAAUUUUAUUGAAAAAGUCAACUCUCAAACUAAGAAAAUUUGAAACCGAACUAUUGCAGCACUACAAAAAGUUUUUACAGAAGCUAGAGAAAGCUUGCAUGGCUCUUCAAAAGAAAAAAGGAAAUACAGCUACUCUUUCAAAGGAAGGUAAAGCUUUAGGUCAUUUGGCGUUGAGCGCCAUGUGUGAUUUAUUAGUUACGCAUCCAUACUUCAACUUUUCUGAAAACAUAACUCAAGUAAUUGUCCCAUUCUUGAACCACAAAGAUGCGACUCUGAGAAAGAUGGUGAAAGAAAAAGUAGAAACUAUUUUUAAGGAAGAUAAAAAAGAAGAGUUGACUUUGAAGAUUUUGAGGGUAUUGAAUCAUUACCUUAAAUCCCACGCGCAUAAUGUGAAAGUAGAGAUGUUGGAAGUCACACUUGUGUUAAGGUUGAGAGACGUUAAUUUGGAGAAAGAAAAAGAGCUGGAGGUCAAGCAGAAAAAAUUGAUGUCUAAAAAACAAAACGUCUUGCAAAUUUCCAAGAAAGAGAGGAAGCGUAAGAAACAAUUGCAACAUUUGGAAAAGGAACUUUUGGAGACCAAAGCGGAGGAAAACAAACAGGCAAAGCAGCGAAACUUGACUGAAAUAACGAAAAUUGUCUUCGCCGUUUAUUUCAGGAUAUUGAAAAGCUCUACCAACAAUAAGGCUGUGGGUGUUUGCUUGGAAGGAUUGGCUAAGUUUGCACACUGUAUAAACCUAGAUUAUUAUAUGGAUAUGGUGAACUUAUUGGAUAAAUUGUUGAAGGAAGAAUGGAUAGGAUUCAAAGAACAACUACAUUGUAUACAAACGGUAUUCGCUAUAUUAAGCGGACAAGGGGAAUCUCUGACACUGGACCCAACGAGAUUUUACAAUAACAUAUACAAAAAUUUGUUGGAAAUAAGCGCAUCGUCCAAAGCUCACGAACACUUUCUGAUCGUUCUCCAGAUUUUAUCCGACUGUUUGAUAAAAAGACGAAAAAAAAUAACAAAUAAGAGAAUGAUUGGAUUCGUUAAAAGGAUAGCGAUAUUGAGCCUUCACCUACUGCACAACGGUUCAUUAGGAGCCUUAGGUCUGGUCAGAAAUAUUAUGCAACUCAACAAAAAUGUGGACAUACUCCUAGACACAGAUAACUCGUUUGGCGACGGUAACUACAUGCCUGAAUUGGACGACGCGGAAUAUAGCAAUGCCGCUUCGACCUCCCUUUACGAGUUGGCAUUAUUGAACAAACAUUAUCAUCCGAUUGUUAAAAAAUUCGUCAAGAACAUAGUGAGUGGGGUGCCUACCUCGGGAGAGGGAUCUUUGGUGCCAGAAAUUGGAAAAUUGCGACCAGAGGAGCUGUUUCAAAGUUAUGACAUGUCCGAGAUGGCCUUCAAUCCUUCAGUUCCUGUACCGAAAAAGGAAAAGAUAACCCCUUCAGAAAGUCAUCAAUACAAAGCUGUGUUGAUCUCAAUCUUCCUACAUUUCAAUGGAACAUUUUGUUUAAAAAUGAAUCUAUGGUAGGACUACUGGAGUAAUUGAUAAUGAAGAAAACAAGGAUUCACUUAAUCUAGAAACAAGGGACGUUUUUCCUGAACCAGCCAUACCCAAAACUAUAACACAUAUAGGCCCCUUUUUCGCGGCUGCCAUACUGAAUUUUGAAACUUUGACCUCGGCAAUUUUAAUCGUUCAAACAAAUAAAAGACGAGAAAUUACAACUGUAAGUACAUUUGUUGUUGUAUAUUAUCCUUAUCUUAACUUUUCUUGUUUUGAGGCACAGAUCAUAAAAAAAAUAACCUUAAAUAACCUAA
Molecule: messenger RNA, 2566 nt
Organism: Coccinella septempunctata (seven-spotted ladybird)
Lineage: Eukaryota; Metazoa; Arthropoda; Insecta; Coleoptera; Coccinellidae
Gene: Noc3
Product: nucleolar complex protein 3 homolog
Exons: 13
Coding region: 198-2279 (693 amino acids)
Biological process (GO): DNA replication initiation
Cellular component (GO): nucleolus
Molecular function (GO): chromatin binding
Source: RefSeq, a predicted model, not a curated record